Mugil cephalus (flathead mullet) is the source of this 5372-nucleotide messenger RNA. It is a transcript of the gene f8, whose product is annotated as coagulation factor VIII, procoagulant component. NCBI's taxonomy places the organism in Eukaryota, Metazoa, Chordata, Actinopteri, Mugiliformes, Mugilidae. The record is from RefSeq and is a predicted model, not a curated record. The transcript is spliced from 27 exons. Bases 47 to 4969 code for a protein of 1640 amino acids. Gene Ontology annotation, molecular function: copper ion binding; oxidoreductase activity.
GCGGGAGGAGAAACCAAAGCCGGGCUAGGGAUUGACCUGCGACGCCAUGGAGCUGAUAGGUGCGCACACCGCGAUCAGAGCGACCCUUGUGUUUCUGCUGCCGCUCCUCUUCUCCUCCGUGGGGGAAGCGCAGCAGCCCACAGCUGCUGCGAGAGAAUAUUACAUAGCAGCUGUGGAAAUCGGCUGGGACUAUAUUUACCUGGACGAUGCUGCCCCAACGUCCGACCAAAGGAGGAGAUCCAGAGAAAUUCCCCAAAAAUAUAUAAAGGCAGUUUAUAGGGAGUAUACAGACUCCACAUACAGUGAACCCAAGCCGAGACCAGCUUGGAUAGGUAUUCAAGGCCCCGUGAUCGUAGCAAAGGCGGGUGAAAGAGUGGUGAUUCACUUCAAGAACCUGGCCUCUCAGCCCUACAGUAUCAGCCCUGUUGGGAUCACCUACUGGAAACAGUCUGAAGGAGCCGGGUAUGAUGACGCGACAGCAGGCCAGGAGAAGGAGGAUGAUGCCGUCGCUCCGGGAGGAUACUAUGAGUACGUGUGGGACAUCAGCCCUAAGGACGGCCCCACCAUCAACGACCCCGAUUGUCUCACCUACACGUACUCCUCCCAGGUGGAUACAGUCCGGGACGUCAACUCGGGGCUCAUCGGUGCCCUGCUCAUCUGUAAAUCAAGUGCCUUCAAAGAAGACGGGCAGAGGAGAAACCCAGCGUUCGUCCUGCUGUUCGCUGUGUUCGAUGAGACCAAGAGCUGGUACGGACAGGCUGGAGAGAGGAUGAGCAGAGAUAAGUUCAAGAAGAGCAACAGCAGGAAGGAAUACCACACCAUCAAUGGAUAUAUCAACUCUACCUUACCUGGUUUGACAAUGUGUCAGAGCCGUAAUCCCGUGUCUUGGCAUAUGAUUGGGAUGGGCACAGCUCCAGAAAUCCACUCCAUUCAGUUCCAGGAUCAUACUUUGCAGGUAUUGACCCAUCGUAAAGUCACCGUGGAGGUGACCUCUAUGACCUUGAUCACUGCAGAAAUGAGACCCACUACUGCAGGCCGCUUCCUUAUCAGCUGUCAGAUACACGCUCACCGCCACGAUGGCAUGGACGCAUUGUUCACAGUGGAUGAAAAAUGCCCUGAGCUGGUCGCUCUGCCGCCACCUGAUCUCCGCAACGUCAAAGAAAACUACGACUACGGGGAGGACAGCAAUGAAGACAGUUUGUUCAACACCAUCAGCUUUCACCCCAGAAAGCCACAAGUGCAAGCCAGAUCCAGCAGAGGACAGCCCAGAACCUGGAAGCAUUACAUUGCCGCUGAAGAGGUCACCUGGGACUAUGCUCCUCAUCUCGAACCCACAGACAAUGAAUUGCAGUCCAGAUAUUUCCCUGCAGCUCCCCAUCACUUGGGCUACAAGUAUAAAAAGGUUGUGUAUGUGGAAUACACAGAUGGAUCUUUCACUCAGAGGAAGCCGACCACAACACUGCCGGGUCCUAUUUUGAAAGGAAGGGUCAACGAUCACUUCCAUAUCAUCUUUAGAAACCUGGCUGAACGUCCUUUCAAUAUCUAUCCCACUGGCCUUACCAAGAUCUCUCUCCGGCAGAGAUCUAAAAACGCUGCAGACAAGGACUUACGGACAAUGGGAGUGCCCCCCAAUGGGACAUUUGAGUACAUUUGGAGUAUAACAACAGAUGAUGGGCCUUUGGAAGGUGACCCCUCUUGUUUGACCCAGCUGUAUCAGAGUACCAUCUCCCCGGAGAGAGACUUGGCCUCCGGGCUGGUCGGCACCCUGCUCAUUUGCAGGCCCAACACCAUCAAUCUGAGAGGACAACUGGUGGGAUCAGAUAAGAUGUUGAGCCUGAUAUUUGCAGUGUUUGAUGAGAACAGAAGUUGGUACUUCAAUGAAAACAUGCAAUCGUCCAGCCAAAACUUGUCUUACACCACAGACCCUGAAUUCUAUAAAUCCAACGUUAUCUACAGUAUAAAUGGCAUCAUGUUCAGCAAGCGUCAGUUUGUCAUGUGUCAGACCGAUGUCACCUUCUGGCAUGUGGCAAAUGUUGGAACUCGGAGUGACUUCCUCUCUGUCUACUUCACUGGAAACCUGUUUGAGUACGAAGGCCUCCACCAAUCUGUCCUCACCCUCUUCCCAAUGACUGGUGUAACCGUUCCCAUGGAGGCCGAGCUGAUUGGUGAGUGGGAGAUCAGUGCCUUUGAUAGCAACCUCAAGAGUCGGGGUAUGAGCAUCCGUUACACCGUUCGAGCCUGCGGCAACGGACACCUCCCUAUAGUCGACCAUGACAGCGAUGAAGACGAUAUCUCUGACUACAUUGACGAAUUAGGUUUCCAGCCGAGGGGCGUAAGGGCUCAGAAUGACACAGUGUUGGUUCGAAUGUGCAAGAAAAUCCUCAAUAAUACAGAUGGUCAAACUAGGCAAGCAUGUCGGCUGAAGAGAGUGAAAGUGGCACCUCCUUCAGACGAAGGAAUCCCAGCGGAUAUCUUGGAGGAAAUAGAAAGAGAUGCCGAGAAUCAGACUGAGGCUGGACGCGGCACAGGUGUCAGGGAGAGGAGAGAGGCGGAGGGAAACUGGACAGAUGGAGAGAUAAGUUCAGGGUCUUUAGAAGAUGGAGACGCCGCACUGAAAAUUGUAGAAGAAGUUGUGGAAAACAUAACUGACACUGAUGUGGAAGUGGCAGCUGAGGAAAGGGGUGAAACGUCAAAUGGAAAGAAUGGAACGACGGCAGAAACCGAAGAGAGCAAUGACAUCUUACUGAACAGCGAGCCGCUGCUGAGCCCAGAGGACUCAGUGGAAGAAAUAAACAACUCGGAAGACAUCGAUCACAAUUUAUUACCUGAAGACCGCAUCCAGGUGGAACGUGAGCGGCUUACAAGGCAUCUGGAAUACAACUAUACUGCUGCGAACGCAUCGAGGAUCGAUCUGUCCCUCGAGUAUGACGACUACAGUGAAGAGACGAACAGCACAGAAGAUAUAUUUGAGACGGAUUAUAUAAACAUGCGUUCUGGAGGGGAGAGACCUCCCCACUACUACUACAUUGCUGCAGAGGAGAUCACAUGGGACUAUGGCAUCAGAAAACCACACCAGUUCAUAAAACCCAGAGAGAUGCGUAGAGGAAUGAGGAAGUUCCUGCCAGAGUAUAAGAAGGUGGUGUACCGAGCUUACAGGGAUAAAGACUUCAAGUAUCCUGUGGGCAGAGGAGAGCUUCAGGAACACCUGGGAAUUUUGGGACCUUUCAUCAGGGCGGAGAUAAAUGAUCUCCUUACUGUGACCUUUAAGAACAAUGCGUUCAGACCUUACUCUUUCAACCUUCAUGGAGUGUAUGACCGAAGUCAGGGGGCCGGCCAUGCCCAAACCAGUUCCUCGUCUGCUCCAGUCGGGGUCCCAGGAGAGCCUGUGGAACCUGGAGAAGUCCGGACUUACAACUGGAAAAUAACCAAGACACAAGGACCCACUGACUCCAAAUUUGACUGCAAGACUGGGGCUUACUACUCCACUGUGGACAAGGAGAAGGACCUUCAUUCAGGUCUGAUCGGGCCAUUGGUGAUAUGUAGACCCGGGACACUCCAGACUGCACUUCACACACAGCCAGACAUCCAGGAGUUUGCCUUGCUCUUCCACACCUUUGAUGAGACUAAAAGCUGGUACAUGGAGGAGAACCUGCAGCGAUACUGUGCCCCUCCUUGUCAGGCCAACACCGAGGAUCCCUGGUACCACCUCAGCAACAAGUUUGCAGCUAUAAAUGGUUACGUGGCGGAGACUCUUCCUGGUUUAGUGGUCGCCCAGCACCAGCUAGUCAGAUGGCACCUCCUGAAUGUGGGAGGCGACACAGAGUACCACGCGGUGCACUUCCAUGGUUUGCCUUUCACUAUUCACACUAAAGAAGAACAUCGUAUGGGCAUCUACAACCUCUUUCCUGGUGUGUUUGGCAUGGUGGAGAUGAGGCCGCCCACAGUUGGCACAUGGCUCGUGGAGUGCACUAUUGGAGACUACCAGCUGGCUGGCAUGAGAGCUAAACUAUUGGUCUAUAAUCCACGAUGUGCCAUACCUCUGGGAAUGAAAUCAGGAAGGAUUGAGGACUACCAGAUCACAGCAUCAGAUCACAUAGGUAAGUGGGAGCCGAGUCUGGCGAGGCUGGAUCAGUCUGGUUAUAUCAACGCGUGGAUGGGCACAAACAAGAUGUCGUGGAUACAGAUUGACCUUCAGAGGCCCACCCUGCUGCAUGGUGUUCAGACACAGGGAGUGAGUUCAAAGUUUAGGGACCACUACAUCACUCACUUCACCGUCUCCUACAGCCUGGACAAGGAGACGUGGACAACGUACAGAGGAAACAGCAGCAGGAAGUCUACCAACUUUCAUGGGAACCUGGACAGCUCCAGGGUGAAAGAGAAUCGUUUCUCCCCACCAUUUGUGGCUCGCUACGUCAGGAUUGAAGCACUCAGCUUUGUGCAAAAGCCCGCUCUCCGCCUGGAGCUUCUGGGUUGCGAUCUCAACAGCUGCUCUCUCCCUCUUGGACUCCAGAGGAUGAUUCCCGACAGAAGCUUUACUGCCUCCUCAUUUCAAUCAUCCCUGCUCCGUACCUGGAGCCCCAGCCUCGCCCGCCUUCACCAGGAGGGUAGUGCCAAUGCCUGGAGGCCAAAGAACAACAACCCCCAUGAGUGGCUGCAGGUUGACUUGGGGAACAUCAAACGAAUCACAGGACUCAUCACCCAAGGAGCACGAUCGCUUCUCACCCAGAUGAUGGUGACUGAGUUCUCAGUCACCGUCAGUCACGAUGGGCGCGCUUGGAGCAGUGUGUUGGAGGAGAGCUCCCAGAGAGAAAAGAUCUUCACGGGAAACAACGACCCGGACGAGGAAGCCCUCACCGUUUUUGAUCCUCCUCUGUUUGGCCGGUACCUCCGCGUCCACCCUCGUGGCUGGAUCAAUGACAUCGCACUGCGCAUGGAGGUGCUGGGCUGUGACACGCAGCAGGGUGUCUGACGGCACCGAACGAAACGCACCAGCAGUAAGCAGCAGCAUUUUAGUAGCAGUGAAGGGUUUAAAGUUGCUUUUAGUUUGUGAGAAAUUGCUACGCAGAGCACUUGUUAUAUUUAAACUACCUGAGAGAAGCUAUUUUUUGUUUACAUAGUUUUAUUUUUUUGCAAGUGUGGAAUUUGAUCACUUUAUUAAUAUUCUUUGUAAAGGACAUACUUUUGUUUGAGGUUGUAAUAAAAUUGAUGUUACUGGGGAAAAAGAUAUUAUUUAAAGUGCCACUUUUAGCUGAGCUCUACUGUAUUUACCUUUGUACCACAAGUAUGUAAAUAUUUCAGACUGGAGGUAUGCUUUGACUGGUUGUUGUCACUGGAAAAAAAUUGUGCUUUAAUAAACUUUUUCAGUUACAUUA